Molecule: messenger RNA, 765 nt
Organism: Manis javanica (Malayan pangolin)
Lineage: Eukaryota; Metazoa; Chordata; Mammalia; Pholidota; Manidae
Source: RefSeq, a predicted model, not a curated record
AUGAUUCUGUUUAUAAUUCAGACUGAGCAUAGUCUCCGUCAGCCCAUGUUUUACUUCUUGACCAUGUUGGCCUUCACUGACCUAAGCCUGUCUACUGCCACCAUCUGCAAGAUGCUGGGCAUCUUCUGGUUCAAUUUCAGGGAAAUGCUUUUUAGUGCCUGCCUUGCACAGAUGUUUAUGAUUCAUCUUUACACUGGCCUGGAGUCUGGGGUACUGAUAGUCAUGGCCAUAGACUGCUAUGUUGCCAUCCACAUUUCUCUGAGAUUGACCAUGAUCCUCACAAACAAGGUGAUGGCCAUUCGUGUAGUCAUGACAGUGAUAUCUUUAACCUCUUGUUAUCCCUUUUUGUUUCUCAUCUUGCCGUUGUCAUUCUGUGGUGCCUGUAGGGUCUCACACACCUACUGUGAGCACAUGGGCGUCACCCGCCUUUCCUGUACCAGCACCAGAGCCAAUAACUUGUUUGGCAUGGUUGCCCUUUCUAUGGGAUUCACUGACCUUAUUGUAAUUGGUUUCUCCUGUGUGAGGAUACUCUGCACAGUGUUCCAUUUGCCGUCACGGAAUGCCCGGGUCAAGGCUCUCAGCACCCAUGGCUCCCAUGUCUGUGUUGUGCUCAGCAUCUAUAUCCUUGCACUUUCCCCUUUUCUGACCCACCACUUUGGUCAUGGCAUCCCUGGCUAUACUCAUAUAUUUCUGGCCAAUAUUUAUAUGGUUUUUCCCCCUGCACUCAACGCUGUCAACUAUGAGGUUAGGACAAAACCCUAUUGA